Molecule: messenger RNA, 634 nt
Organism: Bactrocera dorsalis (oriental fruit fly)
Lineage: Eukaryota; Metazoa; Arthropoda; Insecta; Diptera; Tephritidae
Product: outer dense fiber protein 3-like
Cellular component (GO): cytoskeleton
Source: RefSeq, a predicted model, not a curated record
CACCUAAUGUCUAUAAAAUACCCACCGUCUUGGGUAUCAGUAAGGAAGGCCCGAUACGUUCAGCACCGGCCUUCACAAUGGCCGGUAGACAAAAGCCGCGAUUAAUUCCAGCAUUGUUGCUACCCGGUCCCGGUGCCUACGAUGCUGAAUACUCGGUUAUGAAAUAUAAGCCACCUAUGUACACAAUGCGUGGCAAAUUCAAAUACCCGAGUGAUGAGCACAAUAAACCAGGACCGGGCGCACACUGUCCCGAGAAGUAUCAGUUGUACAAAACAAGUCCAGCACCGUCAUUUUCAAUACAUCAUAGCCCAUUUUUGGGUCAAAGAAAAUCGUAUAUUAUACCACAUCUCACUCGUGUAUGCCUAGUUCCCGCGGUGUGAAAACAUUCAAGAUUUCCAUUUAGCCAUGGGACUAUUGAGAUCUAUUAUUUUUCAACGCGAACGAUUUCAUACUCAUUUUACUUUAAUUGACCAGUCGGAAUAUAGAAAAAUUUUAAGUUAAUCUCUCACAUGUUCCAGCCUACAGCUUCGGCAUAAAGCACUCGCCUUACAUCGGACAACUACAUGAAAAAUGUGAUUAUGGUUUCUCUGGAAUAUGUUGAAGGCGCUCCCUCAUAGCUGAUUAUCAAAACUCC